ACAAAGAUACUACUGCCAGCCAGAUAAUAAUCUGUCCUGAAAGAACAGGACGAGAAAUGAGUCUUUUCACACAAUAUUGAAUUGGGGAUAAAGCAGAGAUUAAGUGCAACCACCCACUGCUUUAUCCAAGGAUGAUAACUCUCCAUGGGCUAAUCUUUUGACACGCGUUGGUCCUCGGUAUGGGAUUUGGUUCUGUUGGUAUAUUCUCUAUGAGCUGAUCUAUAAAGUGUGGUACUUGUCUGAGCUUCUUUUUACACUUUCGCCCUGUACUUAUCCUUCCAUCCACUUCCCUCCUAAUCUACCUUACCAACCAUGUCUGCUUUUGUAGGGAAGUAUGCAGAGGAACUGAUCAAGAAUGCCAAGUAUAUUGCCACUCCAGGCAAGGGUAUCUUGGCAGCAGAUGAGAGCACUGGCACCAUAGGCAAGCGUUUGGCCAGCAUCAAUGUGGAGAACAUUGAGUCCAACCGCCAAGCCCUCCGCGAGCUCCUCUUCACCUCCCCCAACGCCCUUGCUCACCUCUCUGGUGUCAUCCUCUUUGAGGAAACCCUCUACCAGAAAACAUUAGAUGGGAAACCAUUCGUUGAAGUCCUCCAGGAGAACAAUGUCGUUCCUGGUAUCAAGGUCGAUAAGGGCACUGUUGAGAUAGCAGGCACCAAUGGUGAGACCACCACACAAGGGUUCGACUCUCUUGGAGCACGGUGCCAGCAGUACUACAAGGCAGGUGCACGUUUUGCCAAGUGGCGAGCUGUCCUCAAGAUUGGUCCCAAUGAGCCGUCUGAAUUGGCAAUCCAGCAGAAUGCUCAGGGGUUGGCUCGUUAUGCCAUCAUCUGUCAGGAAAAUGGGCUGGUGCCUAUUGUUGAGCCUGAGGUGCUAACUGAUGGAUCUCAUGACAUCAACAAAUGUGCUGCUGUGACUGAGACUGUGCUUGCAGCUGUUUACAAGGCACUUAAUGAUCACCAUGUGCUGCUUGAAGGCACUCUCUUGAAGCCUAACAUGGUCACCCCAGGCUCUGAUAGCCCAAAGGUAGCACCAGAGGUGAUUGCAGAGUACACAGUAACUGCACUCCACAGGACAGUACCACCAGCAGUGCCAGGGAUUGUGUUCUUGUCUGGGGGACAGAGUGAGGAAGAGGCAACACUGAACCUGAACGCAAUGAACCAGCUAGACGUAUUGAAACCAUGGACACUUUCCUUCUCAUUUGGGCGAGCCCUGCAGCAAAGCACACUCAAGACGUGGGGAGGAAAGAAGGAGAAUGUAUCAAAGGCUCAAGAAGCAUUCUUGUUGAGGUGCAAAGCUAACUCUAAUGCCACUCUGGGGAAGUAUGUUGGAGGAAGUGCUGGUGGAUUGGCCUCUGAGAGUCUGUUUGUGAAGGGUUACAAGUACUGAUACUACAAGCUUCUGCAUGACUCCAAAAUCUAAAUUUGUAUAGCAUAAAACCCUUAGUCUUCCGUCUCAGUACAUAUUCUUCAGCGACUGCUCCAGUUGUUAAUAUGAAUAUAUAGUCUUUUUUUUU
Molecule: messenger RNA, 1513 nt
Organism: Rubroshorea leprosula
Lineage: Eukaryota; Viridiplantae; Streptophyta; Magnoliopsida; Malvales; Dipterocarpaceae
Source: the annotation of a GenBank genome assembly